AUGUUUUGGUGUCUUGGUCCUUGGUUGCGCCGUGCUUGUUUAGGCCCAGUCUUGCUAUUGUCAGCGGUAUUUCUUUGUUUUGCAAGCCAUGCAUUGAAGCAUGCUCAUGCGUCAAUGAGGUGUUCAAAGCGCAUUUGUUGCAGGCGGCGCUUUGUUGCCUCCCAAGCGGCGCAAAUCUACCAAGGGGCGUUCCUUGGCUGGGUUGAUGCUGUUAUCCUGGAGGAUGCAGAGGAAAUAGCCGAUGCAAUCCCUGGUCAGCGCUUGCAGGAGAAUGGCGAAACAGCUGACGUCUCUGAAGCCUUGUGCCCAGAGGUGCUCGUGAAGUGCCAUCUGCGUUAUGAUGAUGCUGAAGAGAUGGAAAUUUUAGAAGUUCCUUCUGGCUGCGUGCGCUACAUCAGCGGAUUCAAUUGA
This is a messenger RNA of Durusdinium trenchii, 411 nucleotides long. The record is from the annotation of a GenBank genome assembly. NCBI's taxonomy places the organism in Eukaryota, Dinophyceae, Suessiales, Symbiodiniaceae.